AUGACUCGAGCCCAGCUUUUUGACGACCAACAGGCGCGCCACAGCACCAAGGACGGCUAUACUGUCUUCGAUAAUCCUUACAAUACACAGUACGCAACACAUGAGGAGUGCUACGCCAAUGAACUGGGAUACUCAUGGCGCUAUUCGGACAAGCACCGUCAUGGCGCCGAGGCGCACUGGCAUGACUACCGCCACGACGGCUCAUACAGGCUAGAGGGUUGCCACGUCCAGCAGGACAACUAUCUGUACUCGGAAGAGAAUGAACACACGCACCGUGGCGCGCAUGGGUAUGCGGCGGUACGACGUGUGCCGGCUGGGUCGCAGGGCUUCAUAUGGCCGACGUAUUCAGCACCGUGGGAUGAGCCUGCGUACACGAUUCAUGAGAAACCCAGGUACACUUCUCAUACUGAGCCAGUCUUCUCCAGGCGUGUCCAUGGACGUCCAGAGAGGCGCUCGAUCCCUCGCCAGGGGGAAAGCUACAUCGGCCCUUGGCUCUUCCCAAUAAACACCUCAACUACCCGGCCAAGCACCGCUUCUUGUUCUUGCGUUGAAGACGGCUCGAAGCGAUGUCGCAAGGAGAAACGGAAGAAAGAAGCCUGUCAAGGAAAAAGAGGGAUGGACGACAAAUGGAAUGCGCAUUACCGGUUCUCAGACUUUGGUGGCACGGUGCAUUACAGAGAGUCAUAUGUCGACGCCAGAGGGGGGUAUGGACAGCAUGCUGUUGAGCAUCAGGAUGGCCAGGGCUUCUGGGAAUGGUGGCGCGAGUGA
Messenger RNA from Emericellopsis atlantica, 768 nucleotides. RefSeq lists its product as uncharacterized. The record is from RefSeq and is a predicted model, not a curated record. NCBI's taxonomy places the organism in Eukaryota, Fungi, Ascomycota, Sordariomycetes, Hypocreales, Bionectriaceae. The transcript has a single exon. Bases 1 to 768 code for a protein of 255 amino acids.